CGAUCAAACCAGUGUCCACGGAGAGAGACUCCAACAUCAGGUCAGGUGAGUGUUGUUCGAAUUAGGGGUUAAAAAGUAAGUAAAAAGUAACAGGCUAGGUGAGGAGGAUGGAUUUUACAGCAUGCAUGCAAGGAAGUUCAGCAGCUGUUUUGAUUCACAGUAAACAGAUGUCACCAGGUGACAGAACACACUAGGGGUCUGGGUAAAUGGUGUGAACGCUGUCCUGAAAUUUAAAUGCACCAUAUCAUAAUGUAGAACAAUUGAAGGAAGGAAAGGUUCUGGACCAGCAGGCGUUCCGGGAGCCUUGUUCAGAUAUUUGGGCUUGAGUUCAACUUUGUAAAGGUGCAGUGAAUGUAGAAAGACUCCCAUGAGAAAAAAAACAGCUAUAAAUGUUUUCAUUUUCAGGCCUUCCUGAUUUGAGGGAUCACCAUGGCAACCAACGUGAUCAUCAACAACAACCAGCCCCAGGCUCCGACUCUGGUCGCUGUCCAGUCCAACCAGUGGAGCACUGGCAUCUGUGGCUGCUUCGACGAUUUAAACGUCUGUUGUUUUGCCUACUGGUGCUUUCCUUGCUUUGCCUGCAACACCGCCUCUGAGUUUGGAGAGUGUUUCUGUCUCCCCCUGCUGGAUCUGGUGUGGACCGCCGUCCAGAUGAUGUUUGUCCCAUCAUGCACUCCGCCUGUGUCCAUGUCAAUGAGGGUUGCCGUGCGUACCCGCUACGGAAUCCAGGGUGAUAUGACAUCUGACUGCAUGUACGCCUCCUUCUGCAACGUCUGCUCCUGGUGCCAGAUGGCAAGAGAGAUGAAAAGACGCAAACAGCCGCCCACCGUUUUCACCGCCCAGCCAAUGUACAUGGGUCCCCAGCAAUAUAUGAUGACCACCCAGCCGGGGGUCAUCACCUCUCAGCCAAUGAUUUCAGCUGCUCCUCUGUCUUGAACCCUAGGGUCAUGUGACUCCUGGUUCUCUCAAAAUCCUCCUUUCUUUUGGGCCUCUGAGUUUCACCAGUUAUCUAUCUAAUCAAUCUAGCUGAGAAUUCUCAGAGUGAGCCGUAUUUGGGUCUACUUUUAGAGUUAGACGGUAUAAGAAUUUUAUCAAGUUUCCAAAUCCAGGAAUAUCAUCUCAUCUCCUCCAGGAUAUAAGGCAUCUACAGAGCUGUCCUAACCUGUUAGGAAGUGGCAUAAGAUAAGGCAAACACGCUCACACAUUCCAGUAGGUGGGUAUAUAUAGACUGAUUGAAAGAUAUGGAUGGAUUUAAAACUUAUAGGACUCCAUAGACACAAUUUAAUGGGCAUAAUAUACAACCACUGCAGCAUUAGGCCCCCUUACAACUUUUAUAGAAUCUUUUGAAGUAAGUUUUUUUAUUUCCCUGGAUUUGUCAGAGUCAAAAACGUCUUGAACAGAUAAGGACAGACUGUGUCAACUGAUGUAAACUAUUUUUAAAAUGGGUGUCAGUAGCCUAGUAGUGUCAGUCAUAAAUACAUGAUGCAAUUUCUGUAAUUAAUUUCACUCAACCUGCAUCAAAUCUUCUCAGAGCCUUUGGAAUGUAUUUGAGAGAUGUCAUGAUUCAUUUGAUUUGAUGUUGCUUUUUUUCUCAAAUGAAAUUUGAGUUUGUGUAUGAACAUUCAGAAAUAGCUUUUGUCCUGCUCUGAGGUAGGACUAUUUUUUAUCUUUUAUUCAGAAUGUUAGGAAUGACGCUAGUCUGGAUAAAUAGGAAUCCCUCAGUUAGCUCUUUAACUGGCUACUGUUUGGCCAGAUACCUAUACCUAUUUUUAGUUCGUUCUUAACACAACUGUUAAGUGUGAGUGAAAACUAAAAGUUAAAAUCUUAUACUUUAACUCAUAUUUGCAAACAAAAA
Morone saxatilis (striped sea-bass) is the source of this 1855-nucleotide messenger RNA. Its product is annotated as placenta-specific gene 8 protein-like. The transcript is spliced from 3 exons. Lineage: Eukaryota; Metazoa; Chordata; Actinopteri; Moronidae. The coding region runs from base 430 to 936 and encodes 168 amino acids. The record is from RefSeq and is a predicted model, not a curated record.